AUGUGGAGAACUGUGAAUUGCAUAGUGAUGACUUUGAAGUGUGAGUAUAUCCUAGCCGACAGCACGCUCGUGUCCGACCGACAACCCCAUUUAAAUGAUUCGUUUUCCCGUAUGCUUGCAGGUAUAACGUUCUAUGCGGCCACCUUCGAGGAGUACACCAAGCUGAAGGUGUUCAAUCACGAGAACAUCCGCUACGGCUGCACCAGGUGCCAGAAGACCUACCUGCAGAAGAAGACGCUCGGCCGCCAUCUGAGAUUCGAUUGCGGCCAGAGCCCAUCGUUCACCUGCCAGAUAUGCCAGAAGAAGUUCAAGCACGGCUACAUCCUGCUGAAGCACAUGCGUCACACGCACGACAUCCAAAUACAGAAGCUGAGGCAGAGACAUCCCAAGCAGGAGAGCGAAAUCAUCACCAUACUGCCCAGCAUCGAUUUAUAAAAGGUCGUGGUUUUUGUUUGUUUGAUUGUUUGUUUGUUUUUCUCAUCUAGUCG
This is a messenger RNA of Phyllotreta striolata, 488 nucleotides long. NCBI's taxonomy places the organism in Eukaryota, Metazoa, Arthropoda, Insecta, Coleoptera, Chrysomelidae. The record is from the annotation of a GenBank genome assembly.